Molecule: messenger RNA, 497 nt
Organism: Aspergillus welwitschiae
Lineage: Eukaryota; Fungi; Ascomycota; Eurotiomycetes; Eurotiales; Aspergillaceae
Exons: 2
Coding region: 117-416 (99 amino acids)
Source: RefSeq, a predicted model, not a curated record
CCUUGCUGCAACAUGUGGCUGGUCAACGCGUUUUUUGAUUUGUGAUCAUUAUACCAUACGAGCCUCAACUCUCAGAUGAUGUCUGCUCUCAACCCCCUAAUGCCGCCAUCGUCUCCAUGAACGUUCGAUUCCCCCUUUGUUCCUCUAUUUUGUUUAUUAUUACUUUUUGGAAGAUUGAUUUUUCUUUGACGAUUUCUCGAUCUUUGAAAGGACGAGAACGGAGCCUGUCAAUAGAUCUGUGCAUUAAUAUAGGUACGCUAUUGUCGCGGUUCGCAUUUGUGGUACUAUUCGGAACUGCAGAAUCAUCCUCAUUGAUCUCUUUCCUAUAUGCAUCGGGGAUACGUUUCGUUCUCUUUCACCGAAUUUGCUCUUUGUCGGGCUUGAUCUCACCUGCUGAAUCCUUCUCGGCGAGAUAACUGCAUGUUGAUGCUCCAACGGCCCUGGGAAGGAACCGGGUAGUCUGUUGGAAGUAUAGACGUUGUGAUAUCGCGGUGCCA